Messenger RNA from Falco peregrinus (peregrine falcon), 12244 nucleotides. RefSeq lists its product as uncharacterized. The record is from RefSeq and is a predicted model, not a curated record. NCBI's taxonomy places the organism in Eukaryota, Metazoa, Chordata, Aves, Falconiformes, Falconidae. The transcript has 2 exons. The coding region runs from base 9388 to 10308 and encodes 306 amino acids.
UAACAGAGAAUCGGUCACCACACGGAGCCGUUACUCGGGCCCGGGGCGCGGGAGGACUCCCGGGCCCGCCGCCGGCGCCCCGCCGGGCAGGGGGCGGGGGGAGGCCGCGGCGGGCCGGGCGCCCCCGAGGCGGGGCCGUGCCCCCAGCAGCCCCGGCGGGCACAGAGGGACCUUUUGUCUUUGCCCGUCCCCGGGGAGCCGAGCGGGGCGCGGGCGGCCGGGCCGGGCCGGGGGCAGGGGCAGGUGGGAGGGAGGCGGCCGGGCCGGAGGGAGGCCCCGGCGGGAGAAACGCGUCCCUCGGGAGGGGCUUCCAGUGAUCGCGGCCGAAAACCUGAGAGCAAAUCUGGGCCCGGGGCAGAAAAACACCAGGGUGCCCUCCCGCCGCUGGCGGGACCGGCGGGCCUGGCACCGCUCUCCUCCGCCCCCCGCGAGGUGAAUCCGGCCCGGGAGGGCAGAGGGGGGAGAAGGGCGGCCAGGCGCCAAAGGGCAUCGCUCCCCUCUCAAUGUCACAGGCGUCUGUCGCCAAGUGGUGGUGGCCACCGAGGUGUUGGUAUCUGGCCGGGUGUCAGAGCGAUUAACUGUGACAGCACCGCUUUGGCGAUGGUCACCGCCAUCCCACCCACGUUCCCCCUCUCCCUGCACCGGAGACGAGAGGGGGAGAUGCAUCCUUGCCCCGCAGUCCCCUGCGUGGCCCAGCAGCGGGGCUCCCGUCCCUGCGCUCCCCACGCUUCCCCUGGGCAAAAUCCAAGGCCCCGAGCUCUGUCCUCACUCCCGUUGCCUUUUGGGAUGAGGGGCAUUUCCACACCGCUGACGCAGGCAGGAGUGGCGACAGGUAACCCACCUCCAGACCGGGAUGGAGACGCAUUACACUGCUUUACUAAGGAAGUCUUUUUAAUUCCAGGUGAAACAAAAACUCCACUCUUCCUGCUCUGCGUGAGGGUUUUAGCUCUGACGUAACUUUCCAGCCAAGUCAGGUUUCCCCCUGCUGUUCUGUUCUGAACCAAAACCAAAAAAUGCCCAGCUUGAUUCACUUCCCCGAGGUAUGUUGCCACCUGUGUGACGCCAUCCGCCCCAGAACAUGCCGUCUUUCAGCAAAGGCCCCAAAAGAGCGUGGUGAUACAUAUAAAACACCGCUUCAUCAGCAAUCUGCUGCAUUUAGGCUUAGAAAAAGGCCCUCUGAUCCUGCGGCCGGAGACAACUGAAUCGAGCAGGCAAAGUCCACCCCAAGCUCACAACGGGAAUCUGCUACUGACAGUCUUCUAGGUAGCCCCAUGCAUGGGGCAGCACCACCACUGAAGCAGCCCAAAGCAUCAGCUUUUAAAAGGAGGCAGCAAGAGAGCCAGCGAAGCCCUAGAAGCCCCUCUCCCAGCCGCUCCUUUGUGUCUGUGCACAGUUCCCUUUGUCUGAGGUCCCUCUGACCGAACUCCUUGCUUCUCAUUUCAACCAAAGUCUUUCUGUACCUGGGCAUAACUCACCGGCCCAGACCUGAGCCACCCCAUGGAUCUGUUUCUUCCCUGGGGAGGAGAGGGCUGUGAGCCCAAGCUCAGUGCUGUGACAACAGUUUAAAAAGCUGGUUCCUAGAAACAGUUUCAUUCCUGAAGUGUGAAGGUCACUGCAACAGCACAAACAAAAUGGAGGCAAGCGGGGGUUGCAGUGGCCUUCCGAAGCCACUCGGCGCCUGACAACCUACGGGUCAAAUGAAAACCGCAUCAAGGGCAGAAAAGCCUCAGUCUGUGUCAUAGCACAGGAAAAGGAUCACGAGCCAAGUCAGUUUAUCCAAUUCACAACGCCCCCAAGACCUUUCACAGAGGGAUUUUUGGUUCGCACGUAGCAUGACCAUGAUGGCCAUGGCAAAAUUAGCUCGGAGACACCUUGAGGGUCAUUCUACCCAUUCUCCAUGCAAGGUUGCCCAGCCAACUGCCAAUCCCACCACCUCCUCACACGCAAGCACACACGGGGCACAGGUGACGGAAAGCAGAAGCCACAUACUGUCACUGCUCCCCUGCACCUGGCCAGCACCUCUCUCUGCCCCUGAUGUACUGGAGCAGGAGCCAGAACACUCUCCCGGCAAUCACCUAGACCUGGGUUGCGAUCCCACCCCAAGAACCAGAAACAAGAUCCGUACAUGAGGUCUGCACAGAGCUUCUAAGCACUCCCAGGGGAGCUCUCAGCAGAAACCUGAAAGGUUUCCCAGAACUAUCAGUAACACCCUCUCUGCUCACUCUACCAAGAAACUUUUCUGCCCUUUCAGCAGUGCCUUUCACCUGUGACUUAGUGCCCUCAAAGCCCAUCCACUAGAACAGCAGGUGAGGCUGAGGCUUGUGCCUCACUUUAAACCAGUCCGCUACAUAUCAGACAGGGCAAUGGGGAACCAAAAGCAUUCCAAGGGACAAGCAGGCCCAGCGUGCCCUUCGGUGGGAGCCUGAAGGUCACGCUCUCCUCUGCUGGCUUUUGGCAUUACCCAACAGCUCUGUAACACAAUUUCCUUCCAACAGAUUUUCAGCGUUUCACAGAGGUGUGGAAGCAACCCUUGUGCUCAAGAGUGGGAUAAAUGACCCUGGGAACGGGGCUGACCAAGGGGAAGCUCCUUUCUGUGCCCUUUGCAGGUCACAGCAAAUGCACAUCCCGCAGUGGAGUAAAACCCUCCCUAACGAAUAAACCCACUUCACACCAUCCGUGUGUCUGCACCCUCCCUGUCCCCUUUCUCCCCCAGUCCUUGUCUGAAGCAAGUUAUUCUCUGAAGGGAGAGAAAAGGUUAAUCAAGUCAUUCCCCUCUAACCAUCACUCCCCUGACUACCACCACCAGAACUCUUUCUCUGCCUUCCCCUCCCCCUAAUCUGUGCAGCCUCAUUAAAAGAGCUUUGUAACUGUUUAGGACUGGAACAAACAAUCCAUCCACUUUGAGAGGGACUCUGGGACCAGAGUUAAGACACUUUUCGUCUUAGGCACUAGAAAUUCUCAGCGGUUUCUACUUAAGCAGGGGGGACACGGGACUCACUGCACUCCUUCUCCAUUGUACAUGCAGACAGAGGUCAGUAAUACUGCAAGCUGCCAGCACAGCCGAGGCACCUCUGACACGGAGCAGGACGGACAGGAGAGUGGAUUUGGGGUUGCUCACGAAUCAGCAAACCCCUCUGAGAUGUCAGCAUGGGCUUCCCUCUCCCCUUCUCCCAGAGGAACACUCCUCGCAGCCUGUCCUGGGAGCAAGGCCUGGAGCAGCUCUGGGGAAGGUGACCCGCUGUGUCCUGGCUGCCUGUGGGCUGGGGAAACAGGUUCUGGUGGCUCCCCGUCGUGGCCUGGCGCAGAGGCACACCAAAGGCAGGGAGCCUGGUGGGUGUGCGAUCAUUAGCAGUCUAGUCACAGGCUUGCUCUCCCUCCCUCGGUGUCUGAUCGAUGCCUGUUCCCUAUGGCAAUACAGCUGGUGUAUCCAGGUCCCUCCACAGUUCAGGGCAGGAAGCGAAGAGUUCCGAGACCCUCAUCAGGGGUAACCUGCCACCCGGCUGCCGCCAAGACCCGCAGACAAAGGAAGAUGAGGAACGACAGACCGUCCCCCAUUCUUUAGGAAAAGAGGGACUGGAAGGGGACAACAACACAACCUCCCUGACCCCAUGGGGAGCAAGGACUGCGCACCGCAGCUCAGCAUAGGCAAACAGCUGGGAGGGCGGCACUGCAAACCACCUUUUCCUCCCUCUCCUGCACAGAAAGGCUAUCGCCACCAAUGGAGGCAGACACCUGUGGCAUCAGAACAGCCCAUCCCCAACCAUGACAUAAUUUCCCACUGUCCCAGCCUUGCUGCAGGAGCUACUGUAACAAUUUCCUCAGUAAGGAGCUAUCCCCCUGCCACCUUCACCAGAGGAGCACCAUGAUUCCUGUGUCCCUCUUCUUUCUCCUUCAGGAAAGCUCCCUGACACACGCUGGGACCACACUCUCCCAGCUCAGCCUCUGCCUGAGCUUUUAUUUAAUGCUCUCCAAUGCGCCUGGCUAGCCAGAUAGGUUUUAUUCAGCACAACAGCCAGAUUAACAGUACAGAUAAAUAUUAUCAUCAAAGCACAAAACCCUAGUCCCAGCGUGAAGAGUCAUGCCUUCUGCCAUGCCCAGAGUCAUCGUCAAGCUGCCUACGUGAGAUCUGCUGGUAUUUCUAACGUUCCCAUCACCGUGGUGCCUGGGUGAUCAACGGACAAAUAAGGACAGAACCAAAGGGCAGACCUCACCAUCGAUCCGCCUGAGCACUUAUAUGGCCCGCAUCACCCGGCUAUCUGAACAUCUCACAGUCUCUCACGUACCUAUCCCCACAACAUUUCCCCCUACCACGACCGACACCCCCUAAUUCUUCCCUAGUAUUUUCCCCAUGAUUAUCCUCUUUCCUUUCCCAUCGGCAUCAUCCUCCUGCCUGGGAGAAAAGGCAGCAUGAGGCUUUUACACGACUCCUGAGGGCCGACAGACCUGGACUCUACCUGAUCAGCCGUUUCCUUCUCUGGGGAAGAGGAAGGGGAGGGGAGAAGGAGCAAGGGGAGGGUUAAAGGGUAUUAUCACUAGACACCCAUACAGAGUUGUCUAACCUAUAGCCGGGGAACAGACACUACUGUACGAGUUCACUGAGGAGCCAGGGGGCAAAGAACCCCCGUUUUAGGUGAUGGUGGAAAAACUCUUGGGAGGGCGGAAAGGAUUGUUCCCCGAGCUGAGGCUGGCAGGCAAGAGCUGCGCUGUGCCACACGCCAGGGAGAGGUGCACCUCCGCUCCCAUCGAGUACAGCCCAACGUGCGGCUGUCACUGGAGAAAGUAGAGAUAUAACAGGGUAGAAACAAAGCGCGUAGUGCCUGCAUGACUUCAGUUACAGCUGAAAUGGCUCCUAAUUGGGGAGUUACCUUCCAGCAUCGGUGCUGAACAAACAAUGUGAAUAACUGAUUAGUUUGCAAGCAACGUUUAUUUUCACGAUUGCAGAUCAUCUGGCCCACAUUCUCUCCAAGGAGAAAUGGCAGGAGAGAACUAACCUGUUAUAGCCUUUAAAACGUAAUCCAUGCCCGCCUAGCACACAGCCACUUUCACGUGGGCACUCUGUCUAAACCCCUUAAUAUCUCUUGGCAACACAGCCCUCUUGACUCUUUAGAAAACAGACAGAUUUAUAGGACAGGUUUGUACAGAAAGCUGCCUUUCUUUUUCCUUAAAAAAAGAGAGAAAGAGAGAAAGAAAGAAAAGAAAGAAAAGGAGGGAGAGUGGGUUUCUAAUCCCUCAGGAAUGACAAUGAGGCAAAAGUAAAAGUGACUGAGGAGGAAGAGAAGAGAAAAAUGCGCGGGUUUGUAAUCUCGGUGCAGGAGACACGUAUUUUGAUUAAUUUUUUUUUCAGUCUGGAAGAAAUUCAGAAUCCAUUUUGUCCUCUUUGAUCUCUAUUUGUUUUUCCGGCUAGGUAUUUUGAACUCCACUCGGCGGCACGAACCCGAGCUGGGACCCAAGGCAAAUACCGCCGAAACACCCUUUUGCAAUGUCAGGAGACCCGAGGACGGGAAGGCGAGGCUGAUGCAAGAAGCCAGCGCGCUGCCUCCCUGCCCCGCGCCGCGCAGCGCCCCGGCCCCGCCGGCACCCCCGGCCCCGCCGCCCCGGGAGCUCCGCGCCGGGGGCGCGCAAUGCGCGCUCCCUCCGCACGGGCUGCCGGCUGCCCCGGGGGCCCGCGAAGCGCCGGGCAGCGCUCGCCCCCCCGCCGCAGCGCUGCACGCACGCACACACACACACGUGUGCGCUGCAGGCACCCACCCGCACCCGGUGCCAGCGGCGCGGCGGCACCACACCGAGCAGGACCUCGGGUGGCGGACAGAGUGGAAGUCCAGACUGGCAGAUUCCUAGGGCUCACCGUGGGCUGGAGGAAGGAGAAGGGGAAAAAGACACCGAAGAAAGAAAAGGCCAUAUUAUCAUUUGAAAGCAGGUAUUCCAGUGCUGUGCCACGGACUCCUACUGACACAGGCGAAGCGUUGGCUCUAUAGAGGCACCUGCUGGCUGAGGGAAACACACGAAAUGACAAAAAAAAAAAAAAAAUUAUCUUUGCUUUCGGUAGAUCUUAGACCUCUUCUUCCCUUUGUUUAUUUUUUAAAGGUUUUGUGUCACCCGUUAGUGCAGGAUGCAGGGAUGUCACCCGGGUCACACCGAUCCCGAGGAAGGCUGGGAGAUGAGUGACGGGUCUGUCUGAGCAAGGAGCGACUCCAGCUCCCAUCCAGCGCCUCCUCUGCGUAAGGCAGCGGGGUCAUGCCCCGCACCCCUGGUGCCCCCGGCCCUCCUUCUGGGCGAGGGGAGAAAUCCAGCCUAGCUGAAAACUGAAAGAGAAUAUAAUCCCUUUCCCCUCAGGGAUCACGUUUCUACAGCGGAGUGGUGGGUGUUGUUCAAACAUUGCAAAAGAAUCCCUUUUUCUUUCCUUUCUCUAUUUUAUUUUAUUUUUUAACUGAUUGUUGCAGAGGGCUUCUGAGGAAAAAUAUCCAUCCAAAUAGCUGGAGUUUCCCGUAUUCGGAAUGCAAUUGCCAAAAACGUCCUUUGAGAGAUAGGGAGAGUUCAAGCCCCUCCCUGGGAUAAAGAGGGAAUAUUUCACUAACUGAAGGUAAAGGCAAAUGAAACUUCCCGGAGGCAGGAACCGCUUCCGACUCUGUCACAGCUCACAGUGAGCAGCUCCCUCCUUGUGCCAGGCCUCAGCACUUCAGAUCAGCAGCAAGCAGGUAACUCCGUCAGUACUUUUUUCUCUUCAUUUGGUAGAAAGUCCUAGGUGCCUUUUCCCCUCUCACUAGGUGAGCGCUUUAUGAAUGAAGGCAGCUCUACUGCAAAUAACUUGCAAUUUUAACCCUCCCCUGUAUGGACAAUAUCCCUUUGGCUGCUGCACCACCACAAGUCCCACACAGAAGUCUCACAAAAAAGAUUAAACCCACGAGUGGCAAGGGGUAGCGUUAUCCCCUUAAAGCUACAAUGUACUGUAAAUAAUGUACAGAACCCAGCUUCUAAAAUUACCACUACGGGAUUGCUCAUCUCGUUUUACGUUUCAUGUGGAUCCUGUGAUCUUCCCACCUGCCAACAUCCUGUUACCAGGAAAGCGGUGUAUGUGAAGUUUGUGCAAAUGGUCAUGUACUUGCUUGAAUUCUGGCACCAGCAAGGACAUUCAUGUGCCUCCCAUGUUAACGUUACACCGUAAUAAAUACUGACAUUGCUAUAGAAUCCACAGCGUUCGUGCUAGGCACCGCUCACCAAAAAAAGCAAAUCAAUGUGUUACCCAGCUACGCUUCUUUAUUAGCCUUGUUAUCUUUCCCAUGUCAAUGGCUCCAGAGACAGAAAGAAAGAUGGCAUCAACAGGCAGGAUUUUAAAUACGGAAUACCUAAAAGCACAAGCUCCAUGUUCAGGCACUUAAGGGAAGACGCGUGAUUUGCAAAGAGGCUGGGUGAUGACUUAUUUGGAGCUGUGAGACGAUGAGAACUUUUAAGAGCCUGACCAUAAUUUAGGACUUCAUCUUGCAGAUUGAAUUCAGUGGAAGCUUUGGCAUUGACUUCAAAGGGCACAAGCCCUAUUUAGGGGCUCAAAAUACAAAAUUAGGAGCCUAAAUUUAGGCAUCCAUUUUUUAAUACCUUGACCCAUGUUAGUAAUACUCUUCGUCUAAUCCCUUUAUUUGACCUGAAAAGAGGAAUGUCAGUAACUCUUUACCAACUUACCUAAAAGAACCUGUGGCUGACAAGGGGGAAAUGCAAGAAACGCAUUCCCUGCACUUUGUUUAUUUUUUUCUCCCCUCUCUCAGAUCCCCAAAAUAACAGCUGGAGCAAUGCUAGCGGAGGAGCUCAGGCCCACUUUGAAAUUGGAACAGGAAAUGUGAGAAAUGUGGACGUUAAAAAACAAAUGAAACAAUAUUUUCUUAGAAUUCCAUCUUGUGGGCAAGUCUGGGGGGAAUCUGGAUUUGGAUAAUCUAAAUUAGGAGAGAAGUCAGGGAAACAAAGAGUAAUUUUAAAUAUUUUAGUGCCAGAGCUAUUUCUUAACACACAGCUCACUCUCUGAUUUCAAAUAUAGUCCCUCAGCGCUGAGCCUGGAGGACAGCAUGAGGAAAAUCGACGUCUUGAUCUGGCCUUCUAGCAGACAUGGAAAAAAGGCCAGAAUGGAGUGAGCUGUUGAGAGAAGCAGCCAGGUGAACGGAUCCUAAAUGUCCUGAGGUAUUUCAGGUGCUUCCUUCCCUGUAAGAAAUCACAGGGAGGCAGAUGCAAUAGCCAGGCUAUGGCCGAGUUGUCUGCAGCCUGGUCACAAGACAGUGAAUCAAUUGACCACACGAUCCUUAUCGUUGUGAUUAUUUUUGUGUCGGUUGCACUAACAGGGAAGGGAGCAGCUGUAGGUAUAACAAAAGGUUGCUCCUCUGAGAUGCUUUGCCAACGCUCCCUCUGCUGUGGUAUAAAUAGAAUACAAGCACCGGGCAAGGGCAGCGCUAGGCUUGUAUUUGCAAGCAUAAGAGAUGCCCAUGCACCACCCACUGGCUGUUUCACUUGCCUCUUGUCGCUCAGAAGUUUGUCCAAAGAUCUUCAGCUCCUGGAAAGAGAGAAAAAUGCUCACAAAUGCACAGCACCAUCACUCGCUGGUUCCUUCUGGGUUGAUUUUGUACCCUGGGUGCUUCUCCCACAGUCAAUAAAGACAGCAGGCUAUGAGGAGCUGCUCCCCUUUCCUCACUCACCAUCUCCCCUACCCAGUCUCUCGCUGGAUCUUUGCAUCAUCCUUUUGCAGCAAGCAGCAGAGGCAGUGACAAGUGAAUGGAUGUCACAGGACAGGUCCUCAGCCAUCAGCAGGAUUGUUUUAAUAUCUACAGAGAGAUCAAGAGACUCAAACAGCUUUUUUCAUGCCGAAACUACAUGUAAUGUCAGCCUAAGGGUACAUCAGACGUCUUGACCCUGACUUAUACAUCCCCGGCUAACAGAGCUGGUAGGAAUACACACACACGGUUACUGUGAUAGUACUUCACUAUACACUUACAUCAUGGUCCCUGGAGAAGCAUCUGAUGGGGCAGUCUUACGUAUUAAAUAAUUUUCUGGAGGGGAGAAUUCAUUUGGGCUCAUUUAUUAUCAUUUGUCCUGGAGCUCGUAUUUUACACUCCAAACAUAGGGAGUGGGUGUUAUUCAUGGCUUAUGUGUCUAAGAACCAAAGGCUGAUUUCAGAAAAGCUGUUCUGUUGUUUGAGGUUGAUCGCUUGAUGUUUGUCCCAGGUGCUGGACACAUGUUGCUUGCUGAAGGAGGUAUGACUUGGUCUCAGAUUUCAACAUUUUGGUAACUACCAAACAAAAAUAAAACUAAACUCAAGCAUGCCUAUCCCUCCCCUGCAAAUCAAGUGGCCGUUAGCAAUAUUGACUUGAACAAUAAAUAAACCUAUAGAACAAUCACAUCAGAAUCACACCGAUGACGCAUCAAAUGAGUAUGGUAACAGAGGGACACAGCAGUUGGACAGUCAGCAUGUGCAGUCCUCCACAAAGACAACCAAAUGGGACUUCAGACCAGAGGAACCCGCAAAGCAUCUAUUCUGUGUGUCAUGGGCCACAAAGUCCCUCCCAACACCUCACACCACACUUCAGAGCUGUAGCAAAGGUCAAAUACCACAAGCGUAAUGCACCACAGAAAGAGAGAAGUGUGCAAGGCUCUCCCCAAGCCUCAGCAGUGGCAGGCUGUGAUCCACGCCAGUGCCCCACACAACUGUCAGAAGCUGUCGGUGCUAACGAGGAAGGUAGCACACCCCAGCCAGUGGUGUCUAUUUUAUCAAGGGAAAACUCCCUCCUGCCCACAGAUCUGGUAGUUGGAUUAAAUGCUGGGGACAUGGGGACAGGAUCACAGAUAUACCUUGUCACAAAUCAUGUAUUUUCUCUGGCCACUCACUCACCAGUGCUCCCCUGGAAGGAAGAAACCACAGCAGAAACCCAGCCUCCUUCUCCCUCCAAGGCAGAAGAAAACCUUCCUGCCUCCCUUCAGGCAGUGCGGGAUUAUUGCCACACGGGCAGGGUGCCAACAAGCGCUGACCCAACCUCCUCUCAGAUCUGCUUGGCGGGACUCAAAAGCCCCUCUACAAUGGAAGGAGGAGAUUUGGGAGUUGUAACUUCCUUAGGGUUAAAAGCUGGUGAGCAGCUACCAGCCAGCCAUUUGUGGUUCCCCAUUCCAGGGUACCAGAGGGGUGUGAAAUGUGUAUGCACCAAAGCAACACCUGUGCCUCUUCCCCAGCAAUUAGGGGCUGAGGCAGGGAACCUCCCCAUCCCCAUAUACCACUUCCCCACCAGUGAUUCUAGACCUCCUUGCACCAUUUCCUCCUCCCACCUCCUUUCCCACAAGUAACUCAUGAUCAUCCCAGUCUCACCUCCACGAAUGACCUGGGGCCUGACCCUUCACAAAAACCUGCCCACUCAACUGUGCAUGCUAGAAACCCCAACCAAAGGAUGCUCCAAUCAAAUCUACAACUGGAUGCCAGUUAAAUGUUUUCAUACUUAUGCUAGGUUAUUAUCUGAUGUCUAAACCACAAACCAUACAUAAAAUUGUAAAGCUUCCAUCUCAGAGGUGUAUUAAUGUCUGGCUCUACACUCUGAAAACAUGCAAUUUUUUUAAAAUAGCAGACUUCAAGAAAUUGUUUUGGAUAAAUGGAAAUUUGAUAACUCUUUUGAAUCACAGUUCACACAAGAUAGUGUUUCAGUUUCAUCAGGACCUUAAGUAAAGCAUAUCGAAUACAGGUCAGUGAGCAAUUUCAUGAGAGCACAUUGCGUUGCUCAAAGCAGGGAAGUUUUCUUAAAUUCCUUCUGUCUCUGGACUCAACAGAUGCCAACACACCUUGGUGGCUGUCUGCCCAGAGCCACACCUUCACACCCCAAAAAAGGCUGGGCAAUACUCCCAACUAAUAAAAGAUCAAAACAGGGGCAAAUAGGCUGUUAGGAGGUUCCUAAAUUCUCCAGCUCUUGGUCUCCCAGGGGAGUACUUUCCAGCUCUGGAACUGAAAUGCAGCCUGUAGAGCAUUUCUCAAGAACAGAAUUCGAGAGCUGCCUUCCUCAUCCUUGGCCAAGCUCAUCAGCCUCGUCCUUGCUAAUUGUAAUUUCUCAAAUUCCUUUUGCCUCUCAGCAUUUUGAAAGCAAUUUCUUAGGGCAAAUCUUAGAAGGAAGUUUGGUCCAAACAGCUUCAGGUUGAGACCGCUUCGCUAGUGUCAGUUCUGGGAAAACUAUUUACACCAGUAGGACAAAACAUAGCCAAGGCUUAAUAUGCUCGAGAUGCCAGAAAUGCCCCCUUUCUUACAAAUAGGAUAUUCAUAAAUAAAACUACUUUUGAAGAAGAUUGGCAAAAUCUGAAUUGGGUAAUAGGUUUUCUGAUGUCACCAAUUCACAGAAAGGUCAGUAUUAAAAGCCCAGAUGAUUUAAAACAAAAACCGCAGGGGCAGCUACUCAUACAACUGCCAUCCACCAACAAAAUUAAAGUUCAAACAUAUGAUCAGUUUCAUCAUUGCCAGCUUAUUUUCUGCUCAUCUAAAAAGAAAUGUUAUUUCUGGAACUGAGCUAUAGGUCAAAGAGCUUAGCUUCUGACAUCUAUAGUUUGACAGAGAACUUGCUUUUCAGUAUUUUCUGUAUUCCCAUAUAUGUUAUUUUUCUCCUCAAGGGACAGUAUUAAGUCUUCCAAAGGUUGGUGGAUGGAGGAAGGGAUGUGAGUUUGCAAAUCAGCAGUGAAUCUAAGAUAUUAUCUCUAUCCUGGUAGCAAAAAAUAUAGUGCAGGUUUACUCCAUCCCCUUCCCUUCGUGACGUUUCACGAGAGUUACAUUGUGGGUGGAUUAGCAUCUUGCCCACUCACAUCUUAUCCAUCUGUAUCAUGUUGCAGGGCAGCACAGGACCAUCAGGGCAGCGCUCCAGACCUGCAUGGGGCAGUGCUCUCUUACCAUUACAUUGUGAGGCAGCAGCACUCCGAAAGAGCAAGCUGCUUUCCUGGUAAAGGAAAAUACACAGUCCUUGCCCCCAGAAGACUUGCUAUGAAGUACCUAGCAGCCUGGUUUCCCUGAAAGUGAGCCACAAAACAACUCUUAUAGCAAGGCAUUUAUAUCUGGAUAGCCCAUGUCCAGAGCCAGCCAAUUUGCAGAUACAAGAGAAGCAGGCUGAGUUGAGCAGCUUCCCUCACCCUUUAGAAAUAACAGCAUGCCUUUCUCCUUUCUCAUUUACCCCCCCGAAGUUUCAAAAGCCCUAAAACACGCUCUCUACCCUGGACUAAAUGCCUAAGCUGCUUUACCUUUUAAUGCUUGUACCCC